CUAUAUAAAUACUGCUAUCAUGGCAAACGAAAGACUAGAUAUUAUAAUAUUUGGUGCUACUGGAUUCACUGGGAAACAUGCUGUACAAAUAGCUGCACAAUUAGCCAAGGAAAAACAAAUUAAGUUUGGAAUUUCUGGACGACGCAAACAAGCUUUAGAAGGGGUUCUUAAAGAAUUUGCUCCUGAUAUUGAGAAUGUACCUAUAAUAGUUGCUGAUUUGAAAGAUGAAGAAUCACUGAAGAAAAUGACAGAACAAGCCAAGAUUUUAGUUAAUUGUUGCGGCCCAUAUAGAUUUUAUGGGGAACCAGUUAUUAAAGCAUGCAUUGCUACUCAUACUCAUCAAAUUGAUGUCAGUGGUGAACCUCAGGUCUGAUAACAACUUU
Messenger RNA from Nomia melanderi (Alkali bee), 383 nucleotides. NCBI's taxonomy places the organism in Eukaryota, Metazoa, Arthropoda, Insecta, Hymenoptera, Halictidae. The record is from RefSeq and is a predicted model, not a curated record.